This is a messenger RNA of Misgurnus anguillicaudatus (oriental weatherfish), 3448 nucleotides long. RefSeq names its product cabz01076234.2. The record is from RefSeq and is a predicted model, not a curated record. Lineage: Eukaryota; Metazoa; Chordata; Actinopteri; Cypriniformes; Cobitidae. Gene Ontology annotation, biological process: T cell receptor signaling pathway; regulation of cytokine production. Gene Ontology annotation, molecular function: signaling receptor binding. Gene Ontology annotation, cellular component: external side of plasma membrane.
CGGUAAUGCGCUUUUGAGAAGACGAGCCGCCCGCCAAGAAGAAGAAGAACAAAAAGGCAAAAAGGGCCAUUCUAAAAGUGAAAGUAAAAGGGGUUGGGGAUUUUACACAUUUGCGCGGUCAUUUCAGUCGGAUUAUCGAUAAAUCUGUGUUAUUUUAUUAAAGAUGUCAUCUGGAGGAGAUUUCUGUAUUUGUACUAGUUUGUUGUGUUUUAUUAUUCUGAAGACGAUACUCGUACAUGCUGCAGGUGACUCAUUCAAUCUUGAGGUUUCUCCUGAUCCGAUUGUGGGUCAGCUGGGAUCUUCAGUCAUUCUGCCCUGCUGGACAUCUCCUCCAUUAAACACUGAAGCUCUGGAGAUUCGCUGGUAUCUGCCUGAACAAUUUAAAGUUCCUGUUCUUCUCUAUCGUGAUGGAAAGGUUCAGGAGACCCAGGAGGAACAGUACAGGAACCGAAGCUCUCUGACCCUGCGGUCCGUUCAGUCUAAUGGACUAAAGGAUGGAGACGUCUCGUUGAGGUUGGAUAAUCUCAGGAUUGGUGAUGCAGGUGUAUUUCACUGUUAUGUGAGUGGAGAUAAAUCAUAUGACAGUCAAGUUGUAACGCUCAACAUCACGGCUGUAGGAUCCCCACCGGUUAUGUUUCCACAGCCUGUGAGCGAUGACACACGCUUGAACGUCAGCUGCAGAUCCAGCGGUUGGUUUCCAGAGCCGAGUGUCGUGUGGAAGUCAGACAGAAGGAAUCUCUCUAUCGGAGGAACUUCUCAUAGACGUGCGACGGAUGGGACGUUCUCUGUCCAGAGCUGGACACUCGUCUCUUCAUCUGAUGUUCAACAGGUCUUCUGUCAUCUGUCGCUCAGCAGUGAAGAGGAGAGAAGAGGAGGGAUUGACAUACAGGCCAUCAGGUCAUAUUCAGCAGGUUCUCCCUCAGAAGGUCCAUGGAAGGCGCUGUUCCUCACUUUUAUGAUUUUCUCUCUCUUGGGGCUGUUGGGCUUCAUCGUCUAUAAAUACAGAGAGAAACUAACAGGAAAGAAAACAGAUGAAGAAACAAACACACAGACGACUCCACUCAUGGUUCUUAAUGAUGAAUUAAUAAAGAAACUGAGAAAACACGCAGCUGUGAUCACUCUUGACCGUGAGUCUGCACAUCCAGAUCUGAAGAUUACAAAAGAUUUAAGAUUAGUGAGAGACUCUGAUAGUUAUCAGCCUAAAGAGUCUGGAGUAUUCCCAUAUGAACUGUGUGUAUGUGGAGAUCAAGCAUUCAAUGCCGGACAACAUUACUGGGAGGUUGAGUUACAACGAAAAAAGGUCAAACCUAAAGAUUAUUGGCUGAUUGGUGUGAUGAAACAGGGGAAUUAUCAUUUACCAGAUAAAUCUGCUUUAACUCCAUCAAAUGGGUUCUGGUUCUUGUGUUCAGACGGGCCGAAUGGCUUUCAUACCAGCACUGAAACAUCAAUAACACUUUCAUUUUCUCCAAAACCUCAGCGUCUGGGUGUUCUGUUAGAUUAUGAUAAAGGUCAGCUGUCAUUUUAUGACGUCACUGAGUAUAAACAUCUACUAACCAUGAACACCAAGUUCUCUGGAUCAGUCGUUCCUCUCUUUAAUCCAGGUGUAGGGGAUAUAAGUCCAUUAAAAAUUCUGGAUCUUUCAGAACCUGCAGAAGCUUCUGAUCCUACCGUUCCUUUACUGGAUUCACAAAACACUGCAUAAAAAUAUAAAGAAAAUGUGUUAAAGCCGUUUUGAAGUUAAAAGGGUAAACUGAUUAUUAAAUAAAUGGAUCAGAAAAAGUCGCUGUACAAAUUCCAGACCUUUCAUCUCCAGGGGUCUCAUUUAUAAAGCGUGCAUAUGCAGAAAUUUGAUCGUGAAGUGUGCAUACGCAAAAAAUCCACGGCAAAGUCCACAUUUAUAAAAACUGUCUUUGACAUGGAAAACUUUAACUUUUUGCAGGUUUUUGGAAAUAUAAGGCAUUCUUGCAGGGUUUAAAUAUUGACAGGUGCUCUUUUAUAUGUCAAUGACAUUAAUUAGGCUUCAUUUAAAGGCGGAGAUCUAAAAAUGUUCAGCUGCGCACAAUUUAGAGAUCAUUUGAAAUGUAUAGAUUUCACGUUUGAAAGUGAGGCGUACGUGCUUUUUCUAUGCGUAUGUUUGUUUUAUGAAUCACGCAUGCAUGCUUUCAAGAAGUGAUUGUAAGAUCUAAUUUAGAACAUAUUUUACGCAGCAUUUUUAUAAAUAAGGCCCCUGGAGUUUGUAGAUACGAUACAAAAUGAGUGUGAGAAUAAUGCAAAGAAAGAUAUUUUGUAGUUUAUAAAUUCUGUGGUUCAGUGAAUGAUGUUUACUUAUUUUAUUUCUUUUUGGUCCAGUAAUAAUAGUCAGAUAUUCUCUUUGUAUUUAUAGCUGUUGUGUCGUCAUCAUGUGUGAAAUGAAUAACAACUCGUAUACAUCAGCCUAACCCAGUGGUUCUCAAUUCCAGUCCUCGGCUCUCCUCCCAGAAUGUUUUAGAUGUCGUCUUAUAUGAAACAGCAGAUUUCACUCAUCAGGCUCCUUAAUUAACACAUUAACAAGCUGAUGAACUGAAUCAGGUGUUUUUAUACUCUAUAUGAAGACAUCUAAAAUGUUGUGGGAGUGGAGGCCUGACGACUGGAAUUAAGAACUACUGGUUUAACCCAAAAACGCUGUUAUUUUUUACUCUCAGCCCAAUCAUGUUGGGAUGUGUUUUUAAUGAAACCAAUAUUGUAUUCAUUUUAUUAAAAAGAUAUAUCUCUUUUUACAUUUCUAAAGACUAGUAAUUGUCAAAAUCUGCAUAUGGAAAUCAUAAUUGUAUCUAUCCUCAUGAUGCUCAUUAUUUUAAUGCCUAUAUUUUAUUUACUUGUACUUCAUUUAAUGUUUAGCGCAUGAGUUUAACACCCACACUCAAGUAAAUGCUGAGUUUAGUUUAACCUAUACUGGGUUAAUAUUGAACAGAACACACCAGUGCUGGAUACUGGGUCAUUAUAACCUUUGGUUGAGUAACGACAACCCAGCAUUGAGUAAUUUUUAACCCAGCAGUGUCUUCUGUAAAACAACCAGCAUUUAUUAAAGUGCAGGGAACAGACAAGCAAAUGAACAUUUUAUAUCCUGUAAUGCACCACACGUCACUUAGAUCAUCUGACAAAUGUGUAAAUGUAAAUAUUCAAUAUGAUUGUGUUCAUCUAUAGCAAUUUGAGUUAGUUUGCAUGUUUUAAACUAUCCUGUUCCUGGUAAAGUUUUGAUAGUGCUGUGAUUGAUGUUUUAUAUGAUAUUUUGAUUAAAACACGUUCAAUCUGUACAAUCAUGAACACUAAAUCUGAUAAGAUCUGGGUGGGGUUCAGUUUUAAUAAAGGAAGGAAGCCCUGCAUCACUAAAUCAUCUUCUGUAAACCAUCUGAAAUAAACUAAACACACACAUCAUCAAAUAAAACAUUUGAUUUUAUUUACCUAAAAA